AUGUUCGCUCCGCGGCUCCUGGAUUUCCAGAAGACGAAGUACGCGAGUGGUUAUGCGGGUGGGGGCACAAGGAUCCUCUUUUCCCACCAGGAGGGACCCCAACUUAAGGUCUCCUGGGAAUCCUGGGACCACAGCCGCUCCCAGCUUCCUGGCCCAGCUUCUGGGAAUGAUGCCUCUCUUUCCAGGUUCAUGAACCACCGAGUCCCCGCCCACAAGAGGUACCAGCCCACCGAGUACGAGCAUGCGGCCAACUGUGCCACCCACGCUCUCUGGAUCAUUCCCAGCAUCCUCGGCAGCUCCAACCUCUACUUCCUGUCCGACGACGACUGGGAGACCAUCUCUGCCUGGGUCUAUGGGCUCGGCCUCUGUGGGCUUUUCGUGGUGUCCACCGUGUUCCACACCAUCUCCUGGAAGAAGAGCCAUCUCAGGAUGGUGGAGCAUUGCCUGCACAUGUUCGACCGUAUGGUCAUCUACUUCUUCAUCGCGGCGUCCUACGCACCCUGGCUGAACCUUCGGGAGCUGGGCCCCUGGGCCUCCCAUAUGCGUUGGCUGGUCUGGAUCAUGGCCUCGGUGGGCACCAUCUAUGUCUUCUUCUUCCACGAGCGGUACAAGCUUGUGGAGCUGCUCUGCUACGUCGUCAUGGGCUUCUUCCCCGCCCUGGUCAUCCUCUCAAUGCCCAACACCGAGGGCAUCUGGGAGCUGAUGACCGGAGGGGUCUUCUACUGCUUGGGUAUGGUGUUCUUCAAGAGUGACGGGAGGAUCCCCUUUGCCCACGCCAUCUGGCAUCUCUUUGUGGCCUUCGGGGCUGGUACCCACUACUAUGCCAUCUGGAGGUACCUCUAUCUGCCCAGCACCCUGCAGGCCAAGGUGUCCAAAUGA
This is a messenger RNA of Enhydra lutris kenyoni (northern sea otter), 879 nucleotides long. RefSeq names its product monocyte to macrophage differentiation associated 2. The transcript has 8 exons. The record is from RefSeq and is a predicted model, not a curated record. NCBI's taxonomy places the organism in Eukaryota, Metazoa, Chordata, Mammalia, Carnivora, Mustelidae. Gene Ontology annotation, molecular function: pore-forming activity. Bases 1 to 879 code for a protein of 292 amino acids. Gene Ontology annotation, cellular component: membrane.